Molecule: messenger RNA, 796 nt
Organism: Parastagonospora nodorum SN15
Lineage: Eukaryota; Fungi; Ascomycota; Dothideomycetes; Pleosporales; Phaeosphaeriaceae
Exons: 4
Coding region: 169-735 (188 amino acids)
Biological process (GO): nucleoside triphosphate catabolic process
Cellular component (GO): cytoplasm
Molecular function (GO): nucleoside triphosphate diphosphatase activity
Source: RefSeq, a predicted model, not a curated record
GCGCGGAAUUACGAUUUCAGAGCGUAUAUAUCAAGAAGAUCUGUCUUUUGAGGUCCGCAUUACAUCGAUCUUUCAACUCUCUAAGCUCAACCCUACUUCAACCCAAAACAUCUACGGAUCUCACCAUCUCAUCACAUCUCAUUCACAAGAACAAGUACACUAUCCAAGAUGUCCCCCACCCCCGCCCACCUCAACUUCAUAACCGGCAACAAGAACAAACUCGCCGAAGUCCAAGCCAUCCUUGCCGGCGUAAUUGAGCUGCGCAACGAAAAUAUCGACCUCGUUGAGAUCCAAGGCUCAGUGGAAGACGUCACUACUGACAAAGCGCGUAGAGCUGCUGAAGCCAUCAAAGGCCCAGUGCUGGUUGAAGACACAUGUCUCUGCUUCAAGGCUAUGAAUGACUUGCCGGGGCCGUACAUAAAAUGGUUCAUGCAAUCGCUCGGCGCAGCGCAGAUGCACAAGCUCCUGGCCGGCUUCGACGACAAGUCCGCGCAAGCUGUGUGUACGUUUGCGUACUGCGAGGGGCCAGGGCAUGAGCCUGUGUUGUUCCAGGGACGCACGGAUGGCAAGUUGGUGGAGAGUCGGGGGCCUACUGCGUUUGGCUGGGACUCGUGCUUCGAGUACAAGGGUCAGACGUAUGCUGAGAUGGACAAGAGUGAGAAGAACAAGAUAAGCCAUCGGGGCAAGGCGCUGGAGAAGUUGAAAGAGUGGCUGGCGCAGAAGGUCGAUGCGUAGAGUGUAGGAGUUAGGUCAAACUCACCAUUUCAGCCCAAUAUACACACGAUUGAGUAUUCAC